Messenger RNA from Carassius carassius (crucian carp), 2301 nucleotides. RefSeq names its product rho guanine nucleotide exchange factor 28 (gene arhgef28b). NCBI's taxonomy places the organism in Eukaryota, Metazoa, Chordata, Actinopteri, Cypriniformes, Cyprinidae. Gene Ontology annotation, biological process: regulation of Rho protein signal transduction. The record is from RefSeq and is a predicted model, not a curated record. The transcript is spliced from 16 exons. Bases 1 to 2145 code for a protein of 714 amino acids. Gene Ontology annotation, molecular function: guanyl-nucleotide exchange factor activity.
AUGUCACACAGAAAGCGGAGUAACAGUGAGGGGUGUGGCCAUGAUUUCACUCUACGGAAAAGCAAGUCUUUUAUUGGUUGUUCUUCUGGAAGCCCCACCUCCAAUUCUACUGAUUCUUUGGCUCACAUAUCAUUUGACUACUCUGCUGAAUCUUGGAGCACUGUCGUGGACAAUGAAUUCAGUAAGACACUGGACAAAAAGGUGGUCAAGAGACAGGAGAUCAUCUAUGAGCUGAUGCAGACAGAAUUUCACCAUGUGCAGACUCUCUCUGUUAUGGCUGAUGUUUUGAGGCGGGGACUGUUGGAGGACGUGCAGCUGGAGCAGGACGUGAUCGCUCAGAUUUUCCCCAGGCUGGAUGAGCUCUUAGCUUGGCAUAAAAACUUUCUCAUAGACAUGGAGACCAGACAGCGGGCAUCUAUUCACCCAGGAAAGCACAAGAACUACAUCAUACGACAAAUUGGUGAUAUUCUGUGUCAACAGUUUGCAGGUCGAAAUGCUUCUCAGAUGAUAGAGCUGUAUGGUGAUUUCUGCAGUCGGCAUCCAGAAGCUCUGAAAAUUUAUAAGCAGCUAUUACAGAGCAACAGGAAAUUACAGUUAUUUCUCAGACAGCAGAGUAACAACUCUGUCAUCAAACGGCGUGAAAUCCCAGAAUUCCUGUUGCUUGUUACCCAGAGAAUCACAAAGUACCCUGUUCUGAUAGAGAGACUCCUUCAACACACUGAUGAUAACAGUGCUGAGCGCUAUGAUAUUGCAGUGGCGCUGGAGGGUCUUCGGGGAUUGAUAGAAGAGGUGGAGCGACGUGUGGGAGAUUACCAGAAUGCAGAGAAACUACAAGAUAUCAUCAGUCGCCUAGACAACAAGAGCUGCACUCGCCUGAAGAACGGAGAGAUCUUCGGCAAGCAAGACCUGCAGAAAACACACCGAACUCUCACACACUCUUCAGCGCUGACCUGUAGGACCACCUCUGGCAGACUGAGAGAUGUUCUUGCACUGCUCCUCACAGAUGUUUUGGCUUUCCUUCAGGAGAAAGAGCAGAAGUUUGUCUUUGCUGCACUGGAGCAGAAGCCAUCUGUGUUGCCCUUGCGAAGGCUCAUUGUGAGGGAAAUAGCCAAUCAGGAGAGAGGAUUAUUUCUGAUCAGCGGCGAUUGCUCUGUGGGGCCUGAGAUGUACGAGAUACACACACAAACUCGUGAGGAACGCAACACAUGGAUGACACUGCUGAGACAGGUUGCUGAUAGCCUUCCUGAUGAUCAGACUAAGAAGAAUGAGGGGGAAAUCAAAGUUAAAAAGAUACAGAAGUUACAAGAGGCACUGUUUUCUCUGGACCAGCGGCUGUGCUCUGUUAUUGAGGAGAAGUUAAAGAUCUGUAGAGGGACUGGUAGAUGGAGUGUGGCUACUUGCCGACUUCUCGUUCAACCACACCCUGAAAACACGCCUCAAGGUGUCACAUUACUGUCUGACGCGCAGGAAGAGGUGGUGAAGCUGGCUAUCACUUUGUUGACUUGGCUUUUUCCUUGCAUAUGGUCACCAAGUAACCAUGAGAACAUAGGCCAGGAAAGAGCAAACAAUAGCAAACAAAAUUUGCCAAGUCGGAGCAGAAGGAGUGCUUUGGUGGGAACUGGGGUGGGGCCUCUCUCAAUAGCCCCAAUAAGCCCCGCCCACCAGACUUAUUUAAAGGUAGCAGAGGGUGUUCACAACUUAAUCCACAUACUCUACAGUCUACAGGCUGCAGUAAUAAUCCAAGACAGCUGCUUUGAAGUUCAAAAUCUCCUCCUCCUUGAGGGAGAAGCUCCGCCCCCAAAUCUUACAAGUGAUUAUGAUAUCAAAAGACAGGGUUUGGAGUGUGGCACGGUCAGCGGGACUGAGGCUGUGCAGCAGAAAGAACUGGAGCAGAGAGAAAAAGAGCACGCUGAACUGACAGACAGACUUGCGAAAGAGAAAGAGCAGUUUGAGGAGGAGCUGCGGCUGUUUGAGGAGAAGUUGAGGAAACUGAGAGAAGAGGAGAAGAGAGUGAAGAAAGAGAGAGAAACAUUAAAGGAUGAGGAAAAGAAAGUGCAGAAAGAGAAGAAUAGUCUGGAGACACAGAUAAGACUCAUUCAACACAAUUCAAAUCAUCGGCAAGGCAUCUUGCCUUCUAUCAUAUAACAGGAGAAAUGAUUUGCAUUUAUAUGUGUGUUACAGUUUUUAUGUGUUUAAGUGUUAAAGAGACAUUGUUGUGUUUUACUGGCAGAGUUGGAGACAAGAUCUGACCUUCAAGAGCAAGACCAGGCUGUUCAUUUGAAAGAACUGAAAUGAAGAGAA